AUGGCGGCGGGCGUAGCAGCGUGGCUGCCCUUUGCCAGGGCGGCAGCCAUUGGGUGGAUGCCUGUGGCCUCGGGGCCCAUGCCAGCUCCCCCAAGGCAGGAGAGAAAAAGGACUCAAGAUGCUCUGAUUGUGCUCAACGUGAGUGGCACCCGUUUCCAGACAUGGCAGGACACCCUGGAACGCUAUCCAGACACUCUGCUGGGCAGUUCUGAGAGGGACUUUUUCUACCACCCGGAGACUCAGCAGUAUUUUUUUGACCGUGACCCAGACAUCUUCCGCCACAUUUUGAAUUUCUACCGCACCGGGAAGCUCCACUAUCCUCGCCACGAGUGCAUCUCUGCUUAUGAUGAAGAAUUGGCCUUCUUCGGCCUCAUCCCAGAGAUUAUUGGCGACUGCUGUUACGAGGAGUACAAGGACCGCAGGCGAGAGAACGCGGAGCGGCUACAGGACGACGCCGACACGGACAACACCGGGGAGAGCGCGCUGCCCACCAUGACUGCUCGGCAGAGGGUCUGGCGGGCGUUCGAGAACCCCCACACCAGCACCAUGGCCCUGGUGUUCUACUACGUUACAGGGUUCUUCAUUGCCGUCUCAGUCAUCGCAAAUGUGGUAGAGACCGUGCCAUGCGGGUCUAGCCCGGGGCACAUUAAAGAACUGCCUUGCGGGGAGCGCUACGCGGUGGCCUUCUUUUGCUUGGAUACAGCCUGUGUCAUGAUCUUCACCGUUGAGUACUUGCUUCGCCUGGCUGCAGCGCCUAGUCGUUACCGUUUCGUGCGCAGCGUCAUGAGUAUCAUCGACGUGGUGGCCAUCCUGCCUUAUUACAUUGGGCUGGUGAUGACAGACAAUGAGGAUGUCAGCGGAGCCUUUGUCACGCUCCGGGUCUUCCGGGUCUUCCGGAUCUUUAAGUUCUCCCGCCACUCUCAAGGCCUACGUAUCCUGGGGUACACGCUGAAGAGUUGUGCCUCAGAACUGGGCUUCUUGCUCUUCUCGCUCACCAUGGCUAUCAUCAUUUUUGCUACGGUCAUGUUCUACGCAGAGAAGGGGUCUUCAGCCAGCAAGUUCACCAGCAUCCCUGCUGCCUUCUGGUAUACCAUCGUCACCAUGACUACACUGGGGUAUGGUGACAUGGUACCAAAAACCAUAGCAGGGAAGAUUUUUGGUUCCAUCUGUUCGCUGAGUGGGGUCUUGGUCAUUGCUCUACCUGUUCCAGUGAUUGUCUCUAACUUCAGUCGGAUCUACCACCAAAAUCAACGAGCAGACAAACGGAGAGCACAGAAGAAAGCCAGACUCGCCAGGAUCCGGGCAGCCAAAACCGGAAGCGCCAAUGCUUACAUGCAGAGCAAACGGAAUGGCUUACUCAGUAAUCAACUGCAGUCCUCAGAGGAUGAACAAGCCUUUGUUAGCAAAUCCGGCUCCAGCUUUGAAACCCAGCACCACCACCUGCUUCACUGCCUGGAAAAAACCACGAAUCACGAGUUCGUGGAUGAGCAAGUCUUUGAGGAAAGCUGCAUGGAAGUUGCCACGGGAAACCGGCCUUCGAGCCACAGCCCCUCUCUCUCUUCACAACAAGGGGUCACCAGCACCUGCUGCUCACGACGACACAAAAAAACCUUCCGCAUCCCGAAUGCCAACGUGUCCGGCAGCCACCGGGGCAGUGUGCAAGAACUCAGUACCAUCCAGAUCAGAUGUGUGGAGAGAACCCCGCUCUCUAACAGCCGAUCCAGUCUAAACGCCAAAAUGGAAGAAUGUGUUAAACUAAACUGUGAACAACCUUAUGUGACUACAGCAAUAAUAAGCAUCCCAACACCUCCAGUGACCACCCCUGAAGGAGAUGACAGGCCAGAGUCUCCGGAGUACUCAGGAGGCAAUAUUGUCAGAGUGUCUGCUUUGUAAGACAAUUGGAACCAGGUCUAAGAGAAUUUGAGCUCCGGCUGUGGAAAGAAUUCCAAUGUGGAAGAAAGAAGAAACAAUAAACCUUUUGCAGAUGAAAAGAGCAAAGCAAGAAGGUUGGCUGCGAAAUAAAAGCAAAGCUUCCAAACUUGAGGAUGGAAAUGAAACCACCAAAUGGCAUUUCUAGACAGAGUUUGACCUGUUCUACAGAGGAAGAGUCUGUGACCCUUUGACUUUGUGAAUGAGCACAAUGAAAUGCCGCCUAUCGAUGCUUCUUAUGAUCUGAACUCUUUUUUUAAUAAAAUAAAUAAAACAAAUCUUUGAACAUAAUGUUCCGGUUGAAUGCAAAACAAAAAAAAAAAUAUGGAAAACAUUUUGAUAAAAAUUUUUCCUGUUAAAACCAUGAACAUUGGCUAUGAUGAAGAUUAUUACAUAUUAAAAAAAAACUAUGACACAUUUGUAUUGACUGAAGGAAACCAUCAUAAUGCAUGCUAGAAUUCUUUGGAGCAGUGAUUUCAAUGUCCUUAUGUUGUCUUCAGAAUAGGCAUGAUAAACUAUAAUUGUAGAAAGGGGAAUUUCUGUGCACUUACAACAAGCUGAUUGUUCAUGUUCCAUGGUGGGCUGUGCCAAUACACUCCUUUUAGAGCUGCGGUAUUUAUCAUGGGGUUGCUCAUUAGUAAAUCUAAAGUGUUCAGAUAGUUCAGUAUUAACUAUUGUUUUACCUUGCACCUAGAUACUGUUACAACUGCAAUAAUUCAUUGUACACCUGUUGUAUCAGGAAUCAGGAUUUUUUGUUGUCGUACUUUCCAGAUCUUCAUAGAUAACGGUAAGAGCCACGUUCAUAGAAACACUUCCGGUGUGGCCAGGUUUUAGAUAACUUUUUAAUCCAAAACUGCUGUGCCAUAAAUGUUUUUCAGUAAUAACCUUUGGUCCACUGUGUCCCCGUGCCAGUGCAUUAUCCGUUCUUGGACUUCUAUAGCGCCUUUCUAUUGGGUUUGUCGUCAUCGACUGGACUAACGUUUUGUAGUUCAAAUGACUUUCCUACUUUUGUAUUCCCCGACAUAUUAUCUUGUAAGUAGAUUACUAUCAUCAAUCCCCUUGUCAAAAAAUAGGAAAAAGGAGUUGACAUCUAUGACUGCUCUCUAACCUCUUUGCUGUUAGGGAAAAAAGCCCAGACACUGGAUUUUUCACUAUGCGUUUCAGGCAAAGAGUAGGCUGGGAUUAUUAUCACAAAAUCAGUGAUCCCAGAAUCUUGCUUGAUGUAUUAUUUAUUUUACUUUAGAUCUUGAAUACUUUUUGAGAAUAACUAAUGUGAAUUGAAACGCAGAGAUAAACUUGAGUGCUCUAUGUAGCAAUAUUUGACGAAAGCACGCUUCUACGCCAUUGGAGAAGGCAGCACAAAUUUACUGAGCAAGGUUCCUAUAUACUGCAAGGAGCAGUUUUCUCCACUAAAUCAGGAGGACAGGAAUUUGAUGAUGCAAAGCUGAUCUCUGUGUACAUUUAAGUGAAAAGUCUUUAUACCUUUUCACCUUUAAAAUAUUUCAGCAGACAUGUCUGCACGUGACAGUGUAAAAAAGUUUUAUGUCCAAUGAAAAGUUUUGUUCAUUCCAAACCACCACUGUAAGAAAUAAAGUUUAGCUUCCAUACAUGGAAAGAAUGAAUAAUUAUCCCUCUACUAUAGAGAUUUUAAAAUGCUUAUCAUAAUUUAUCAUAAGAAGGAAUUAAUCCAACCAUUUUCAAGUAAAGCCAGAAAUUCUUGCUUCCCAUUUCUAGAAUAGCUUCUAGAACAGUGCUGUGCACAUGGUAGAUCUUAAUAAACAUUUGCUGAGUAAAAGUAAGAUACACUCUACUAUCUCUUGAGAAGAACUGGCUUCAUUCCUAGUAUGUCUUUUAAAAAGUUACUAAUCUUCCUGGAGCGUGAAUAUUAAUAAUUAUAUUAACACCUGCCUCAUGUCACUUUAUGCUUCUAGAGCAAAUAUAGUGAAGCUUCUUUGAUGGCAUUUGUUGAAAAAAACUUUUUAAAAAGUAGACUAAGGAAACCACAAUCGGGAAUACUUAGGUCUUUUGAUUCCCAAUGAAAAGUUCUAUUUUCAUGUUCUUAAUACUACAUUUAAAAAAAUACAGUUAGAGUAUUUCAGUUGACAAUUCUGCCUCCUUUUUGACUUAUCAUUUACCCCAAGCUAUUAAUUUCUUUAGAGUUUUGGAAAAGAAAAAAAAAAUUUUUGGUGUUUUAGGUGAUUUAAAAAUAUACUGUGUUGGUGGUGAAUGACUAUUGAUGACUGUGUUAAGUGCAUCUGUAUUGUAAGUGAAAUGUAAUUAUUUCUGUGUACCAUAUGGAGUAACCGAGGUCAUUGUUUUUGACAAUUUUGUUUGAAAUUCAUAUAUCUUAUUUCAAAGGAUAGCAUAAUAUCUGCAUUAUGCUGGAAAAAAAAAUAGACCUUUGGAGAAUACUUAAAUAAAACAUGUGCAUGCUUGAACAGGA
Molecule: messenger RNA, 4372 nt
Organism: Mustela lutreola (European mink)
Lineage: Eukaryota; Metazoa; Chordata; Mammalia; Carnivora; Mustelidae
Gene: KCND2
Product: potassium voltage-gated channel subfamily D member 2
Exons: 6
Coding region: 1-1893 (630 amino acids)
Biological process (GO): protein homooligomerization; potassium ion transmembrane transport
Cellular component (GO): membrane; voltage-gated potassium channel complex
Molecular function (GO): A-type (transient outward) potassium channel activity; voltage-gated monoatomic ion channel activity involved in regulation of postsynaptic membrane potential; protein binding
Source: RefSeq, a predicted model, not a curated record